Molecule: messenger RNA, 3370 nt
Organism: Drosophila ananassae
Lineage: Eukaryota; Metazoa; Arthropoda; Insecta; Diptera; Drosophilidae
Gene: Patr-1
Product: protein PAT1 homolog 1
Exons: 5
Coding region: 97-3102 (1001 amino acids)
Biological process (GO): P-body assembly; deadenylation-dependent decapping of nuclear-transcribed mRNA
Cellular component (GO): P-body
Molecular function (GO): RNA binding
Source: RefSeq, a predicted model, not a curated record
AGCAGAUAAGUCCGCCCGCCCGGCCAUCGCUAGGUCACACUGACAACUUGUCACUGACAAGUCAUGAUAAUUUUUUUAAAGCAAUAGUUUUUCGCAAUGGACUCGUUUUUCGGAUUCGACACCAAUUUACCGGAUGAAGAUGGAGGCGACGGACGCCUCGGGGAGGAGGACUACGAUGCGCUGAACGACGAGACCUUCGGCUCGGCGAUAAAUGGAGACUGGGAGGAGGCCCACGAGACGAUGGUGCGCCUCGGCGGCAAUGGAGAGCGGGCGCGCAAGCGGGUCCCGGACGGGGACUUUUUGGAACCCAGUGACAACGGCGCCUUCCGGCACCUGAAUCUUCUCUCCUCGGGGCCCUCGUCCAGUGGUUCCACACCGGCUCCUUUUCGACAAUCGCGCAACAUUGGCGAUUCCGAUCUAGAGCUAAACCUCUCCUCGAUGAAGCUGGACGACAUGGAUCUGUCCUCAUUUACCGACAGCGAAGCCGGGGGCCUCAGCAAUCGCAUCAACUUGGACUCGAACGUGUGGACCUCGCACACCUUUCCGAACAGCCAGCCUCUUUUCCGGGAAAACCUACGCAGCGCUUUCAAACCUCAGCAGCCGCAGCUGCAGCCACAACAGCAUCCACUGAUGAAACCUCCGCCAGAGGCGAAUGCAAACUUUCCUCCGCAGGGAUUGAAAAUCACUACUCUUGAAGACAUUGAGCGCAAUCUGAUUAUCCAGCAGGCAUCUAAGCAGCAACAACAGCAACAGACGGAACGUAAAAUGUUCGACGACUUUAACCUGGGCAACAGGAGGCAGGUGGCCACACCAACCAUGCUGCAUCAACAGCAGCAGCAACAUAUGCAACAGCAGCUGCAGCAACAGCAAAAGAUGCACCAACAACAGAUGAACCAACAACAACAACAUCAGCAGCAGCAACUACAGCAACAACAGCAGCAGCAACAGAACAAGGCACCUCCUGGCUUUCUAGGAACGCCUCAGACCUCUCCACCUAGGCCAAACUUGGGUUUCCCUGGACCCGGAUCUGGUCCAGUGCCCGGCCCAGUUCCCGGCCCAGUGCCCGGCCCCGUGCCUGGUUCUCAUCCGCUGAACGAGCUGCUACCAACGCCACCAUCGCAGCCGCAGUUAAAUGGGCCAUCUGGGAACCGCGUACCUCCCGGAUUCAUUUACCCGCAAGCUAUGACCGGAAAUAUGCCACCACUGCCUGCGCAGCACCCGCUGAUGCCCAAUUACCUACCGCUGAACUAUCCGCUGCCCAAUGGCGGCAAUCAGCGUCCACUGCCCAAUCCCCAUGCCCUGCCAACAGCGCUGAACAACUUCGCUAUGCAUCCAAGCUUUAAUGCCAUGCGCGCAGCUGGCCUCCAUUCAACGCCACCAUUUAUACAACCCGGCCACCCAAUGCCACAGCCCAGGAUGCCUCCGCAUCCAAUAGGCCAGCAGCCGCCGAAUUCGAUGUACAACAUGUUUAACAUGCGUCUGGUGCAGGAGAUACAGCAAAACCAUCCGCUGCUGCAGCAAGCGGCCGUGGCACGUCAGAUGCAACAAAGUCGCUCGGGUUCCGUGGCUAGUGAUCGGCAGAAGCAGCAAAUGCAGCAGGUGCAGCAACAGCCACACGGACGUCGGCCUGAUGCCACCGGCAAUCUGCCACAGGACGAGUACGAUGAGUAUGCCAACCUGAUGAGCACGCGCGACAAGCACUGGUUGAUCGGCAUCCAGCUGUCGCAGCUGAACACGGAUACGCCCUACAUAGACGAUUACUAUUAUACGGUGUACAGGGAGCGGAAGGCACAGCAGAACGGACAAAUGCGCCAUAGUCAAGCGCAUAAGGAUAACCAACUUAAUCAUCCGCUCACCCAGCCGCGCGGCCACGCGCAACUGAUACUUGUCCAGCUGGGCAACAAGAACGGAACGCGCAACGGUCACGGACGGGAACGUCGCAAUUCGGAGAAUGCCAACAACACCAGCGGCAAUACCCACAACGGACCAGGUGGAAUCGGCGGCAACAAUAACACGUUGCCCGGUUACAUAUUUUCACCGCUGAAAUUCGAGAACUCGCUGGGAAAGCUGCAGUACGGCAGUGUGACGGCACCGCGCAAAAUCAUUGACGCCGACAUUAUGGGCGUGGAUUCGAAUGCCGGCCUAGAUACGAGUGCCACUUCCUCAUCCUCAAGCACGAACACCAAGUCGCAUGCUGGCACUCCAUUAUUGCCUUCGAACGAUCGAGAUGUUAACCCGAGCAGCAUGCGCAAGUCGCGUCACAUUUUGCUGCUAAUCGAAACGCUGUACCGCUAUCUGUUAAAGCUAGAGGAUCUGGAGAGUCCCGAGGUGAUGGCCACUAUUGCGCUAAAGAAGAAGAAGGAGGCCGAGCGAAUCGCGGCCCUGGAGCAGCUGGAGAUGGCCAAUAAAACGCCCGAAGAGCGCGCUGCCGAAGCUAUAAACCCCCAGCCGAUGAAUCCGCAGUUAAAGAAUAAGUUUAAUUACGAAGUGGAGACGAAUGCCGCUUUGGUUAACAAGUUGAAGGCUGGCUUGACCCUGGACAAGGUUACCGCCAUGAUGAAUGUGCGCAAGGGAAAGAUUCUUUUACGUCGAGUCAUGCCUUUCAUUGCGGAUCAAAGCAUUUGUUGGACCGUUUGGAGCGGCAUAUUCUGCUCGCUGCAGACCGUUGUUAAGAAGGACAAGGACGAUGUGGAAGGAGUCCUCUACGCACUUUAUCCGGAAUUUAAGAAGCACAUAAAUAAGGCCGGUUUUCUGAACCUUGUUAGCAUUUCAGCUGCCAUUACGCUAAACGAUAAGAAGCUAACCGGAAUUUUUUGCACUCGCUUUGGCAUCCUGUCAUUGGUUGCUCUGAUACUUCGGGCCGAGGAAAUAUACGUGGCCCGCUCCGAUCCCACUCUCAACGAGGAGAACAAGCAGAAGUGGCGGGAGUUUUUAACUCAGGUGGCAUCAAGCCUUAAUUUAACCAUACAGAAUCAAACCAUCUCGGCGGCCAUCGAAUCUGAUGCGAUUCAGCCUUUAAUGGACCACAUUGAACGGUUUAAAGACCUAAAGCUCGAUGCCCUUCUGGCAUUGAUCACUGAAGCCAGGCAUCAAAUCGACUAGGUUGAGUUGUAAGUUUUUUUUUCACGCUUAAUCGAAAUGUUUCAGAAAUUGUAAAAUGUAUGUAGCAGAGUUAAUUUUUCUUUACUCAAUUACGCAUAUGUUUGUAUAAAUUAUGUAUCCGAUACUUACAUAUGUACCGUGUUUACUUUAAAAACAAAAAAAUACACAAAAAAUAUUGCUACAGGGUAUAAAAAUCUCACACCAAAAAAUGAGAAAGUACUCAACCGUCAAUAAAUUUUGAUAAUAGUUUGUUAGAAACGUUCUUUUA